AUGUGGCGUCCCACGACCGAGCUAUCGGGCAACGCCAAGACGCUGCUCAUCUGCGCGACGCUGGCGACGGCCAACAUCUUUUCCGGCUACGACACGGCGUCGGCGGCCGCCGUCAUCGCCGACCAGAGCUUCAUCGACACCUUCCACCUCAGCGCCAGCAUGAAGGGUGCGUUCGCCUCGCUCAUCAACGUCGGCAACUGCCUCGCCUACCUCGGUCCCCUCGUCUUCUUCAGCAAGUGGUUCGGCCGGCGUUGGACCAUGGUCAUCGGCGACCUCGCCCUCAUGGCCGGCGCCUCACUCGUUGCGGGCUCGAGAAACGAGGCGAUGUUGCUCGUCGGCCGCGUGCUUUGCGGCCUUGGCGUCUCUCUGUGUCAGGGCACCUUUGCAGCGUGGACGUCCGAGAUCGCCUCUGCCGAGAUCAGAGGCACCGCAAUCGCGCUGGUCCAGGUAUCCUACCAGAUCGGAGUCUUUGUGGCGUUCUGGAUCUCGCUGGGGACCGCCAAGCUGCCCAACAACCUCUCGUGGCGCACGCUGACGGCCAUCCAGAUGGCGUUCGGCGCCAUCCUCCUCGUCUGCACGCUCCUGGCACCCGAAUCGCCUCGGCAGCUCCUCAACCGCGCCGAGGACCCGACCGAUAUGCUCGACCCCAAGGUCCGUCUUGCGCGCGACAACCAUCUCUCGCUGCGGAAGCUGCCGGAAGGCGACGUCCGGCUCGAGGGCGAGUGGACGGCGAUGCAGACCGACGUGAUGCGCCAGCGUGCCGCCGCCAUCUACGGCUCGCCGCUGCAGCUCCUCCGCCAGCGCAACGUGUGGCGCCGCAUCCUCAUCGGCGCAGGCUCGUGCAUCUUUGCCCAGCUCACGGGCGUAGCCGCGCUGAUGCUCUAUGGCAUCACCGUCUUCCAGUCGCUCAACCUCGGAGGCAAGCAGCUCAGCCUCAUCAUCAACGGCCUCGGCGGCAGCCUGCAGCUCGUCGCGUGCUUCAUGCCCCUCUUCCUCUCGGACCGCUGGGGCCGCCGCAACAUCAUGCUCUUUGGCAUCGCCGUCGCGUGGAUCGGAUACCUCUUCCUCGGCGCCCUGUUUGAGCGCUGGCCCGACGCACAGAACCGCGGCGCGGGCGUGUGGAUGGUCAUCUGCAUCUUUGCCAUCCAGUGCGCCUACGCCGGCGCCCUCGGCUCGGCCUGCAUCGUCCUCUCUGCCGAAAUCUGGCCCCAGGCGCUGCGCGACUUUGGCAUCUCGGUCUCGUUCCUCGGCCUCUUUAUCACCGUCAUCGUCGUCAACCAGCUUUGGCCCGUGCUCAGCGACGCCCUCACCUUCCGACUGUACUGGGUCAUGCUCGGCAUCAACACUGUCACAUUCAUCACCGUCUUCCUCUUUUGGCCAGAGACGAAAUUGCUGAGCCUCGAGCAGAUGGACCAGGUCAUGGGCUCGAUCGAGGCCCGCGCGUCCCUCACCCGCCUCCCCGACGCCUUUAUCUCGGACGAUGGCGAGCAGGUCGGUGGGUCGGACGAUAAGGCUGGGGCGGUCGCCGUCGCGUCGUUGAGGGCAGCCGCCUCACCCGCAGCCGAGAUGAAAGAUGCCAAGGGAGAUGUCAAGUGA
This is a messenger RNA of Pseudozyma flocculosa PF-1, 1596 nucleotides long. RefSeq lists its product as uncharacterized. Gene Ontology annotation, molecular function: carbohydrate:proton symporter activity. The coding region runs from base 1 to 1596 and encodes 531 amino acids. The transcript is spliced from 4 exons. Gene Ontology annotation, biological process: transmembrane transport; carbohydrate transport. Gene Ontology annotation, cellular component: membrane. NCBI's taxonomy places the organism in Eukaryota, Fungi, Basidiomycota, Ustilaginomycetes, Ustilaginales, Ustilaginaceae. The record is from RefSeq and is a predicted model, not a curated record.